Messenger RNA from Manihot esculenta (cassava), 1566 nucleotides. RefSeq lists its product as uncharacterized. The record is from RefSeq and is a predicted model, not a curated record. Bases 58 to 1554 code for a protein of 498 amino acids. Lineage: Eukaryota; Viridiplantae; Streptophyta; Magnoliopsida; Malpighiales; Euphorbiaceae. The transcript is spliced from 2 exons.
CAACUAUUGCUUACCCUGAAACGUCCUCCAAAUCAAAAUCCAUUUCUUCAUUUACGAAUGCUACGAACUACACCCUCCAUUCGUAAAGAACUUAAGAUGAUGAAUCUUUUGGCCUUGUCUCUUCUUCUCACUUCGCUAUUUGCUGCAGCAGUAUGCUCUCCAAGCUCGUCAGACAACCAAGAGAAUCACAAGUACGAGGAUGUCGUUGUUAAAGAAGGUCACAGAUUCAUUCUGGUUGAGACUUAUGACGAACAUGGCAAACACAACACUAAAAUAUCUAUCUCACCUCCUCAGGAUCCAAUUUCCACCGCCGAAGAUGGGAAGUUUCCGUCUGGGUUCAUAGAGAAUGCCAAACAAAAGGUGAAACGAGCCGCAAGUAGCAUUUCUAGUUCUGCAGUCUCCAAAUCCAGUGGUGGAGACCAUCUUGGAGAGCUUGCAUGCGAGGCUUUGGGGAAGUGCAGUCAUGAGAUAGUUACAGCUAUUGGUAAAGGUAAAGACAAGGUUUCUGAGAAAGUACAUGAAGUGGUUGAUGAAAAGAAAGAGGUAGCUCAUGAAGCUAAAGGGAUGGCUAAGGAAGGAAUUAUUAAGAAGAGAAGGAUAGCCCAUGAAGCUAAAGAGAAAGUGGAAGAUGCAUACGAGAUGGCGAAGGAGACUGUGUGUCGUAAAGCCCACGAAGCAAAACAAGCGGUGAAGGAGUCUGCAACACUGCACAAAGCUCAGUCCUUUCAAGGAACUGCAAAACAAGCUGCAGAAGAUGUAUAUGAGAAAGCCAAGGAGUCUGCAAUCCAUGGAGUUAAGGGUAUCAAAGAAACAGCGAAAACAGCAAAAGAUUUGAGCAAGACGAUUAGAGCAGACGCAGCAGGAAAUGUCUCUGCUGAAUGGCAUAAAAUGAUCACAGGCCAAGCUGCAGCAAGAAUAUCUAGGUUUUUUAGCCUUCUGGGUUUUUCUGAUGGACUCGAUUCUUUGAUGGGUGUGGUGAAUCUGUUGGGUUUUUCAACAGCUUAUGGAAUGUGUGUGUGGGUGACAUUCAUUUCGAGCUAUGUUUUGGGUUCUGCUUUAACAAGGCACCAGUUCAGUAUUGUGCAAAGCAAGAUAUAUCCUGUGUAUUUCAGGGCCAUGGCUUAUUGUAUUGGAGCAGCUUUGUUGGGGCAUCUAUUUGGGCAGAGGAAGAAGUUUACCAAGGCAGAAAUGUUCCAAGUUUAUAAUCUUCUCGCAGCAAUUUCAGUGGUCCUGAUCAAUGCCCUCUUCUUGGAGCCUUUAGCUACUAAGUUGAUAUUUGAGGAACUGAAGAUUGAAAAGGAAGAAGGCAGAAUAAGAGAAAGCCUAAGUGAAGAAGGAAACGGCUGCAGUCGGGGAGAGGAGCAGCCAGUUACGGCGGCAGCAGCCAACGCGUCCAACAAUCCAGAGCAACAAGAGAUCAAUUCAAGAAUGGCUACAUUGAAUGCGAGGCUGAAGAAGCUAAAUUCCCGUUCUUCCUUUCUGAACAUUCUGACACUGAUGGCUCUUGGUUGGCACUUAGUGUAUCUAGGCCAGGACCUCCACAGAACUUGCUAAUAAGAGGGUAUA